Lacerta agilis (Sand lizard) is the source of this 1608-nucleotide messenger RNA. RefSeq names its product ATPase H+ transporting accessory protein 2 (gene ATP6AP2). Bases 104 to 1159 code for a protein of 351 amino acids. The transcript has 9 exons. The record is from RefSeq and is a predicted model, not a curated record. Gene Ontology annotation, biological process: positive regulation of Wnt signaling pathway. Gene Ontology annotation, cellular component: external side of plasma membrane; membrane. Gene Ontology annotation, molecular function: signaling receptor activity. NCBI's taxonomy places the organism in Eukaryota, Metazoa, Chordata, Lepidosauria, Squamata, Lacertidae.
UGUCAAUUAGAGUUGGAGGCGGGACAUAGUCGGGUUGCGAGACCGGCUGGUUCAUACUUCCUCUUCUGCUUUUCUCUGGAACGCGGCGGAGAGAGCAGCAGUGAUGGGGGUCCCGUUGGCUCUUUGGCUGGUGUCAGCCCUUGUGACAGGUAUUUCUGCCAAUGAGUUCAGUGUAUUAAGAUAUCCUGAAUCCAUUGUUUUCCGUGAAGGAAGUUGGCCAAUACCCGGCGAGCGAAUUCCAGAUGUGGCAGCGCUUUCCAUGGGCUUCUCUAUUGAGGAAGAUCUCUCUUGGCCAGGGCUGGCAGUUGGAGAUCUCUUCCGGCGUCCUCGAGCUACAGUUCUAGUCACAGUGACAGGGAUAGACAAACUAACGUUGCCUAAAAACAGCAUAUCUUACCCAGUUGAGAAUGCCGUUCCUUUUAGCUUGGAUGGUGUUGCGAAUACAAUCCACACCUUAUUUUCUGAAGAAACCCCUGUCGUGGUACAGCUAGCUCCUAGCGAAGAGAGAGUGUACAUGGUGGGAAAGGCCAACUCUGUGUUCGAGGAUCUUUCUGUCACGCUGCGGCAGCUUCGGAACAGAUUGUUCCAGGAAAAUUCCAUCCUAGCUUCCCUUCCGCUCAACUCACUGAGCAGAAACAAUGAGGUUGACCUGCUCUUCCUGUCAGAAUUGCAAGUUUUGCAUGAUAUCACAAGCUUGCUAUCCAGGCACAAGCAUCUGGCCAAAGAUCAUUCACCAGAUCUAUAUUCUCUAGAGCUCUCUGGGUUGGAAGAAAUUGGCAAACGUUAUGGGGAAGAUUCACAACAAUUCAAGGAUGCCUCUCAGAUUCUUGCAGACUCCUUACAAAAGUUUGCAGACGAGAUGUACAACCUCUAUGGUGGGAAUGCAGUGGUUGAGGUGGUGACUGUGAAGACAUUUGACACGCCCUUUGUGAGGAAGUCACGAUCCAUUCUGCAGUCUACACAGCCCAAAGAUGAAAAUCCAUAUAAUUUAGGAUAUGAAUACAACUUUAACUAUGCUGUGAUCUUCAACAUAGUCUUCUGGAUGAUGAUAGUCCUUGCUAUAGCUGUGAUAGUCAUCUCCUACAACCUCUGGAAUAUGGAUCCAGGCUACGACAGCAUCAUUUAUAGGAUGACCAACCAGAAGAUUAGGAUGGAUUAAGGUUUAGAGUCAGGUUUUAAAGGAGUAAUGCUUUUCUAGGGCUUUGGCCCAGUUCAAUAUGGACUCCCUUGGUUUUCUUCAACAGUGCAACUAUUUCUGUGGAGUAUCCCCUUCUGUUUUCCUUUAGGAUAGAUUUAAAAGUUUAGCAGUGGGCAUAGUCGGCUUGCAGAGCUGAAGCUGCACACUGCUGUUAAAUCAUGAGCAAUUGCCUAUUGACACUCUGUGAAAAUGAUUUUGUGGCUGUGCAAUAUGCAUUGAGUUCUAAAUAUGCUCCUCUGUACUGUUGUGACUAAAUGUGUGAAAUGACUGCACUGAACAUAACUAGUAAGUUGCUUUGUUUAAAUUCUUUGCACUGGUGAUUUAGGAUGUUACCUUGAGACUCUGUUGUAGGUUAUGAAUUAAAUAUGUUGUGAAUGUAAAUACUUUAAAUUGCUGUCUUUAGAAAUCUA